CUCAUUUAUCCGACACAUUAAGAUUUCAGUACGGUUUGUCCGGAUUAAGAUCGUUGUUGUUCGCUGCAAGAUAAAUUCUUGACUUUCUUAUUUAUUUAUUAGUUAAUAAUUUAACUAAUAUACUUCACAAAAUACUCUAGUCGUUAUUUACAAUAGCGUUGAUAAUUAAUAAUAUGGAUUAAGAAAUUAGUAUUUCAAAUGAUGUAUAAAAGUCAGUCAGUCUAGAUGAAAAUUAUUUAGUAGUGAAGUGUUGUUAUUAAAAACACAGUUAAUAAGUUCUACUACUAAUAUAUAUAUUUUUUUUUUACUCAGGACAACUAUAAAUUAAGUCGAAUUCUCCAUGGUACAAGUGUUAUAAAAGUAAGAAUGUCGACUACAAACUUAAUGCAGGGCAAACUGUCUACGAGGGCAAAGGGACAAUUGUCCCCACUGUUAAUAGAGCAAUUAGUAUUGCUAUGGUUAGAGUAAUUCGUUCUUUGUGUUCCAAAAAAAUGGAAAAUUGGAAAAAAAUUUCUUUGUUUGUUGGUGUGUUCGCAUUUGCCAGAGAGUUCAGACCUAUUGAACCUUUUUAUGCGGCUUAUAUGACUAGUCCAUAUGUAAAUUGUACAGUUGAACAGAUUCCUAAGGAACUUUAUGCUGUGGGAUCAUAUUCUAUGUUUGUUUUAAUAAUCAUUAUAUUUUUGGUAACUGAUUAUGUUAAAUAUAAGCCAGUAUUGAUAGUGGAUGGACUUGGUGGAAUAAUUCACUAUAUAGCCAUAGCUAAUCGCCCUUCAAAACUUAGAAUACAGUUUGGACAAGCGUUUUAUGGUUUCUUCUUUUCUGCUGAAGUUGCACUAUUUGGGUAUUUAUAUGCUAUGAUUGAAGAGAAACAACAUUAUCAAAAAAUAACAGGUCAUGCAAGGGCGGCAACAUUAUCUGGAAAAUUCUUUUCUUCUUGUGUAUCUCAAAUUUUAGCUAUAAUUUUUGGAAAACCGCCAUUCAAUUUAAUAGUAUAUUUGUCUAUAUUUGGAAUGAGUUUUACAGCUUUAUGGGCAACUAUACUACCUCCAGUUAAGCAAAGUCUUUAUUUCCACAAAAGGAAAAAAAAUAGUAACAACACAAUAUCUCAAUCAACAGCGACCAUAUAUAACCCAUCAAUGUUCACAAAUUCUAAAUUAAGCGUAUCAGUUGAAUCGAAUUCUAACGUUGAUAAAGACAAUUCUAAAGUGGAAGAAAAAAAUGAAUAUAAUAGUGUGGUACAAACAUUAUAUAAUGAUUUCAAACAAUCAUAUUCCGAUCCGUAUGUUAUAAAGUUAUGUUUUUGGUGGGCUAUAGCUAUGGGAGGUUAUUUACAGGUUUAUGCAUACAUAAACGUCCUAUAUACAUACAUAUUAGAAGAAAAUAAUGAUGACGAAUUCACACUAUACAAUGGAUUUGCGGAAUCCCUUAAUACCUUGUUAGGUGCUAUUUCAGCUUAUAUGAUAAGUAGAGUAAACUGGAAUUGGUAUUUAGUAGGAGAUGCUUUUUUUGCUAUUGGAUCAUUCAUUGCCUGUAUUGUGCUGUUUUGUUGUACAUAUAACAGAAAUUUAUACUUAAUAUACGCUUUUUAUAUCAUUUAUGGCAUGAUGUAUCAAACAAUGUUAACGAUUGCCGAGUCAGAAGUUGCAAAACGAUUAAGUGAGAAAUGCUAUGGUUUAAUUUUUGGAUUCAAUACAUUUUUGGCAGUGUGUAUCAACACUAUAUUAAUUUACGGAGUAAUUCAAGGUCAUUUCAUCAAGAUAACGGUUGCGCAACAGUUCUUGAUCUAUGGUAUUUUAUAUGCAUUUUUGGCAGUUGUAUUUUUCGGUUCUGGAAUUUCGAGAAUAUUUAAAGACGAAGGAAUUGUUGAAUAUAAAUAAUUAAAUAGGAAAAUAAAAUAUGCUAAUUUUACUUAAUAUAACUUAUUUAAUGAAAUUAAAUAUUAACGAUUUUGUAAAUUGUUACAACUAUAUUAUAUUAAUAUAGUUGAAUAUUUAUACAGUAUAUUUAAAUACAUUUAUUAAGUGUACAGUGUACAUAUAAACCUAUUUUAAAGGUUUUAUAAAAACUACCAAUGUCCUAUUACAUAUUAAAUUAUUAUUGUAUUGUUACUAAAAGUCCUAUAUA
Messenger RNA from Daktulosphaira vitifoliae (grape phylloxera), 2124 nucleotides. RefSeq names its product thiamine transporter 1-like. The coding region runs from base 456 to 1877 and encodes 473 amino acids. Gene Ontology annotation, cellular component: plasma membrane. The transcript is spliced from 11 exons. NCBI's taxonomy places the organism in Eukaryota, Metazoa, Arthropoda, Insecta, Hemiptera, Phylloxeridae. Gene Ontology annotation, biological process: transmembrane transport; vitamin transport. The record is from RefSeq and is a predicted model, not a curated record. Gene Ontology annotation, molecular function: vitamin transmembrane transporter activity.